Ostreococcus lucimarinus CCE9901 is the source of this 852-nucleotide messenger RNA. RefSeq lists its product with no specific name. The transcript has a single exon. The record is from RefSeq and is a predicted model, not a curated record. The coding region runs from base 1 to 852 and encodes 283 amino acids. Gene Ontology annotation, biological process: regulation of DNA-templated transcription. Lineage: Eukaryota; Viridiplantae; Chlorophyta; Mamiellophyceae; Mamiellales; Bathycoccaceae. Gene Ontology annotation, molecular function: zinc ion binding; sequence-specific DNA binding.
AUGAUCGUCUCGCGGCGCGCGCGAGCGGACGACGGCGGGCGCGCGGCGCGCGACGCGAGCGCGCGCGACGGGGGGAGUUCGGCGACGGGGAUCCUGAGCGGCGCGGAGAUCGCGACGCUGAGCGAGCACUCGUACGAUCGCUUGCUGCGGUUGAAACCGCGAGAGAUCGGACGAGGGGAUCGGUUGACGGCGGAGGAGACGGCGGUGACGUUCGAUACGUUCGGGCCGGCGAGCGUGUCGGUGGACAUCGUGAGCGUGGAGAGGGACGAGGGAGGGACGGGGGAGGGACGAGGGCGAGGGACGGCGGACGCGUUUGAGUUUUUUGAAAAGCGGGCGUUUUUGAAGGAGAGUUCGAAGAGGAACGCGAUGGAUUUGGCGCGGUUGCGACGGACGCGGAUCGCGGACGAGCGCGCGAAGGUGCGGGAACGAGAGCGGGAGCGCGCGGCGAGCGCGCGACCGCCGGGAGGACCGGGCGCGAACGGAGCGCCGCCAGAGGUUCGAAGGAAGAAGAGAGGUCGAGGACGGCCGCGAAAGGAUGCCGUUAACGCCGCGUCGCGCCAGCGCGACGCGCGCGGGCGAAAACGGAUGUACGACCGAUCGACGGAGACGUGCGCGGAGUGCGGGACGCACCAGACGCCGCAGUGGCGAAGUCUUUCGGCGCAGUUCGCCGUGCUCGAGCGCGCGGGCAUGCUCAACGCCGUCGUGUGUAACAGGUGUUACGCCCGCGCGAAGCGCAGAAGCCAACGUCUGGCUCACCCUCAAACGACCACGUCGCUCGAGAAGGUCGACGGCGCGUCCGCGCCCGCCGACGCCGACGCCCUCGGCGCUCUGUGCGCCGCCGUCGACCUGUGA